AUGGAUUACGAGUUAUCGGAAGAUGACCUUGUUGAUGCGGCGGCUUUAGCGGCCUUAGACGACUGGGUCUUUGAUGAUGAGGCAAUGGUCUUAUCGCAUGAGGACAUGGUUGAUGCUGCCGAGUUGGCCGAUCACCAAUAUGUUCGUGUAUCGGUGGAGUCGGCACAUUUGUCCUUUCCUAUCUGGACGCCCCCGACUUUGCGAUCACAGCUGACCGUGCAGCGUUGGAUGGCGGAAAUAUCGAAGGUCCUCAAUUCGCAUCAAGAGUUGGUCAUUGAUGAUUCGUAUGCGGUUUCCGUGGAGCAUACGGAGAUUCCGUCUGGUCGAUGUGUCCGGGACGUCCCGUUGUUAUUGUACCAGAAGCUGAAGAAGAUGAGGUCGGUCAUCUUGGUCAACAACGACGACGAGAUUUGUAUGGCCCGCGCGCUGGUAAUCGGUAAAGCCUUUGCGAAUGGUCGGGAGGAUUACGCCAGACACAUUGCCAAAGGAAAGAGAAAAAUCCUUGCGCUGUCCAAGGAGCUGAUUGAAGAUGCUGGCCUACCUAUCCGGGAAUACACGCUCGCGGAUGUCACGGCUUUUGAAAAGAUGCAGUUUUCCGAUGCCAAGUUUUUAUUUUUUGACUUUGAGACCUACGUUGCGGACGAUGGACAGUUGCAUCCUAAUCUCGCGGUGGUGCAGAAUGACGAAGGCGAGGAGUGGAUAUUUCCAGAAGAAACCGAACCGCUUGGAGACAUCACUGAGCAACUAUGCCGAUUCCUCUUUAGCGAUGACCACCGGGAUCAUUACAUCAUCGCGCACAAUUUUAAAGCUUUCGAUGGGUAUUUCAUUAUGAACUGGCUUUUAACGAAUGGCAUCGUUCCCCGGGUGAUUAUGAAUGGCGGCAAGAUAAUGCAACUGGAUGUACCACAGCUGAACAUCCGCUUUCGGGACAGCAUUAAUUUCAACCCUCAAAGCCUGUCCAAAUGGCUUGCCACUUUCGGUAUUGCAGACACCGCAAAAGGCCUUUUUCCACAUCGUUUUAAUCGCCCCGAAAACUGGGACCAAGUGACGGAGUUCCUUUCAAUGGACGAGUACGGAUACCAGUUUAUGAACAAAAAGGACCGGGAAUCUUUCAAGAUAUGGUACGAAAAUGAAGUGGCUGCCAAAGAGAACACCUUCGACUUCCGCAAAGAGUUUGUCAGCUACUGCAGCAACGAUGUAACUGUGCUUCGCAAGUGUUGUCUGCAGUUCCGCAGUCUCGUUUUGGGCAUCAGCAGCGGAAUCUGUCCAUUUUCGUCAUCCAUAACCAUUGCCGGAUUAUGUGGUUUGUAUUGGCGUACGAAUAUCCUCAAGGCUAACCAGAUCGGUUUGAUCCCACCACAAGGAUACCACUCCAAUAGAAACCAGUCCGUCAAGGCAUUGAAGUGGCUGCAGUGGAUGGAGCUGGAAGAGAAUUAUCCCAUCCAGACCAGAGCCUCAGGAGCAGAAUUUAAAAUUGGACAGUAUUUUGUGGAUGGAUACUCCGCCUCUACCGGCAAAGUUUUUGAAUUUCACGGUUGCUGCAUGGGCCAUGAACUUUGCGUGAUUUGGGUGCACGAGUUCGACAGCCUUGUGAAACAGGAGCCAUUUUUUGCAGCCUUUAUCGAAGAAAUCACUGUACGGCAGCCCAUCAAUCCCCGGGAUGCGUUUUAUGGCGGUCGCACGAAUGCCACCAAGCUUUUUCAUAGUGUGAAGGACGACGAAAAGAUUCGCUACUUUGAUCUUUGCAGCGAAUACCCCUACGUUAACAAGAACAAGCGUUACCCCAUCGGACAUCCGACCAUCAUCAAUAGGGAUUUUGAUGCAAUUGCCAAUUAUUUUGGGAUAAUUCAGUGUGAAGUACUGCCUCCAGCAGAUCUGAAUCUUCCCGUCUUGCCAUACCGAUCCAACGGGAAGUUGGUCUUCCCUUUAUGCCGCACCUGCGCCCAAGAAAAGCAGAACGCACCAUGUACACACGCGAACGAUGAACGGGUGCUCGUUGGAACUUGGUUCCGAGGAGCGAUUGUUUGCGACUACAUUGACCGUUUUCUCAAGAUCAAAACCGAAGCGAGUGGAUGGCCAGCGGAUGUCGCUACCGACAUGGAAAAAGACCAGUAUCUGCGGGAUUUCCAUGAACACGAAGGGAUCGAACUGGAGCACGACAAGAUAGAAGCCAAUCCAGGGAUGAGAGCACUGGCAAAGCUCUGUUUGAAUAGCUUCUGGGGCCGUUUGGGCAUGCAGGACAACAAACCAAACACCAAGUACAUCUCUUCGCCGGAGGAAUUUUACCGGAUGCUUCUUUCUGGAGAGUAUCAUAUACACUCGUGGGACCUGUUCAGUGACGAUGUCCUCCAACUAUCCUACACCAGGGAAAGCCUGUUCGUCGAGCAGAACCCACACGCCAACGUAGUUUUAGCUGCUUUUACGACCUGCUGGGCACGCCUUCACUUGUAUGGUUACAUGGAACAAGUGCAGGACACGUUAUUGUAUUUUGACACUGAUUCCAUAAUUUUUGUGAACAGACCAGGAAUUUCCGUUCCGCCGACGGGCAAAUUUCUCGGCGACUUGACGGAUGAGUUACAACCUGGACAGUUCAUGACCCAGUUCGUUAGCCUUGGCCCAAAGACAUACUCUUACAAGACCAACGAUGGAAAAAGUGUAGUUAAAGUUAAAGGUUUUACACUCAAUGGUCAAACUAGUGAAGUCAUAACUUUCGAAAGGAUGGUUGGUGUUUUGGAAAAGAAGACCGAUUUUCUUGUGGCAGAGUAUCCAGACAGUAUUAAGCGCGAUAAGAAAACUAUGACUUUGAAGCAGGUGGAUCUUUGUAAACGGCUGAGUUUUACGUACGAUAAGCGAAGAAUUGUUGAUGUUGAUUGGAGCACUUUGCCUUACGGUUAUACGUCGCGAUGA
Molecule: messenger RNA, 2907 nt
Organism: Paramacrobiotus metropolitanus
Lineage: Eukaryota; Metazoa; Tardigrada; Eutardigrada; Parachela; Macrobiotidae
Exons: 10
Coding region: 1-2907 (968 amino acids)
Biological process (GO): DNA replication
Molecular function (GO): nucleotide binding; DNA binding; DNA-directed DNA polymerase activity
Source: RefSeq, a predicted model, not a curated record